Podarcis raffonei (Aeolian wall lizard) is the source of this 2836-nucleotide messenger RNA. Its product is annotated as discoidin, CUB and LCCL domain-containing protein 1-like. The coding region runs from base 96 to 2189 and encodes 697 amino acids. The record is from RefSeq and is a predicted model, not a curated record. The transcript has 15 exons. NCBI's taxonomy places the organism in Eukaryota, Metazoa, Chordata, Lepidosauria, Squamata, Lacertidae.
GGCUCGGGAAUGCCGCGACGCUGGUGGAGGCGCCGGGUGUGGAACGAGCGGCGGGCUGAGCUCGCGCGCAUCCUGGGCGCCGCUCCGUUUCGACGAUGCGCCCGGCGCUGCGCGCGCUCGGGCUCCUCCAGCUGCUCCAGCACCUGGAUCUCGCCAGCGGCCAGACGGGGGAUGGUUGCGGUCACUCAACGCUGACGCCUUACAGCGGGACUCUGACUUCCAAGAACUAUCCUGGCACUUAUCCCAACUUCACAUCUUGCGAGUGGAGGAUCCAUGGAGCUGCGGGGAGCUCCCUCAGCCUGAUCUUUGGAGACAUGGACAUUGAAGCCUCAGAGCAAUGCAAAUCCGGCUUCCUAUUGCUUUCUUCCCCAUCGGAUGGAACUCGCUUCGGCCCAUAUUGUAGCAAUUCAAAUCCUCCACGCACAGUCCUGGUGAUGGACUCCACCCCAGUGACCAUCUUGUUCAACACAACAACACAUCGCUCGGGACGUGGCUUCCUCCUUUCUUAUGCCAGUGGCAACCAAUCAGAUUUGAUCUCCUGUUUGCAGAAGGGAAUCCAUUAUGAGAAGGAACAAAUCAGAGUUUACUGCCCUGCAGGCUGCAAAGGAGUAACGGGAGACAUCUGGGGCAACAUGAAUCAAGGCUACCGAGAUACAUCUGUCCUUUGCAAAGCUGCUGUCCAUGCCGGCGUAAUCUUAGAUGAGCAAGGGGGACAUGUCACUUUGUCUCGAGAGAAGGGUAUCACUCUCUACGAGUCAACCUUUGCCAAUGGACUUUACUCAAAAAGGGGAUCUUUAUCUGAAAAACGCCUCAUCUUUCACAAAGCCUGCUCCAGUUUCCUGGAAGUAUCUGGCUUCAACGCUUCAUCCUACUGGCACGAACAGAACGUCAUGGGGGAGAACAAGGCCUGGAUAGCAGAGCACGCCUCUUUCGGUGCCGACGGCACUUCCUGGGCAGCACUUCAGAGCUCUGCAGAUGAGUGGUUGGAAAUAGACUUGGGUGGAAAGAGGAACAUCACAGGAAUCAUAACUAAGGGAUCAUCUCACAAGCACGACUACUAUGUCAAGUCCUACCAAGUCCUCUCCAGCAGGGAUGGAAAGAACUGGAAGGCCUACAAAUCCAACGGUGGUCAUGAGGAGAAGGUCUUCGAAGGAAAUAAAAACAGCCAUGAAGAAGUCUCCAACGCCUUCAUCCCCCCGAUCCUGGCCCGCUACCUGCGCAUCGUGCCCCACAGCUGGAACCAGAGGGUGGCUCUGAAAGUGGCGCUUCUGGGGUGCCAAGUGGCUCGCCUGAAGUCCCAGCACCCCUAUAGCGACGGCGGAAUUCGCAGUGGCCCCAAGGAGUCGCCUCUCCUGACCAGCAGCCCAGCCGUUUUCACCCGAAUCCCAGGAAUAGUGAUCAAUUCGGAAAAAACAGGGCCCCCAUUGCUGGUGAUGCUGCUGAUUGGAGGUUUUGUGCUCAUCUCCUCGGCCCUCUUGCUGCUGGUUUUCCUCUGUCGUAAGAAGAGCAGAAAGACACCAGCAGAUCAGGAUUGCAACCUCAUAAAAGGUUUCCUGACAUCAGAAGCCAGCCAGGUGUGUCCCAGAGGGAGCCUGCAGUUGUCCACCUCGGAAAUCGCCUCGUUUCCUAGGUCUGGAACACCAGUAGAUCUCAGCAGGGCUCAGUCUCCAGAAUACGCCGAGCCAGAUGUGGUCCAAGUCAGCCCCAGUACCCAGUCCAUCCCGUCCACAUUCAAGCCGGCUCUGGAUGAAGGCUACACGCUCCCCCUGGUGGUGAAUCACUACGAUGUGCCGGGAAAACACCAUGAGUAUGCAGAGCCCCUGCCUCCCGAGCCAGAGUAUGCCACCCCCUUCUUAGAUCAGUCUCCUCCUGCAGAGCCGGAAGGAGGCGCGUUCAGGAAGAACGUCUGCGUCAUCAAAGUCAUCUCCUCUCCCCAAAGCCAGGCAGGACCCCUGGUCUCACCGGUCUGCCCAGAGGCCCUGGCGCAAUACGACUUGCCUGCUCAACGGCUGGCAGUGAAGCCAGAGGGACCUGCCCAAACCAGCACCAUCUACACGGAGCCUCACGGCGACCGGACUCCGAGCCCAAGAGACGAACGCCCUCCGGCGCAGCCAGCUACCUCUCCGCAGAGCUGCUGCUUCCAGCUCACGGACUCCCCGCUCACACACGUCUAUCACGAGCCCUUGUGAGCAGCGCAGAAAGGAUCUUCUGGUGCUCAGGCUGCUAGGAAAGAGGUGGAUUUUUGCAGAGCAUCUUCAGGUCAAGGGCGUAGGAAAGCCUUAAUCAGGCUCUCUGUCCAUCUAGCCCAAUAUUGUCUACACUGACGGCAGCAGUUCUGAAGCAGAGAUCUUUCCUAAUGGUUGACACCUGAUCCUUUUUUAAAAAAUUGACUGACGUUCUGGGACCUUCUACGUGCCAAGGGCUUGCUUCUCCCCUGAACUGUGGUCCUUCUUGUAGGAAAAACAUAGCACUCUUCCUCCCACCAGCAAAGGAAAAUUAAUUCAUUUUUUUCCAUGCUCAACUCCUAUGGAGCCUGGGCAAGCUUUCAGUUCCAGGGGGCUUGACUGGGGUUCCCUCUUACUUUAAUUUAGCAAAUGCCUCUGGUUUAUCUUCAUUAGGACUUGAAGGAACCAGUCAGGUAUUUGGGCAGAGGGUUGAAAAAUUGCAUUCAUAUGGUAACAUUUAUUCUCACUGCUCUGCAGUUGCAAUUACUUUUUGUGAAUAACAGAUAUAUAAUAUAUAUACAUGUUGUGACAUGAGGUUCCUAGGAGGAAGAACAGAGCCACCGUAGCUCCCUGAUCCUCCAUCACAUUCCCUUAUUAAAAACUUGAAGGCA